Messenger RNA from Drosophila rhopaloa, 1953 nucleotides. RefSeq lists its product as uncharacterized. Lineage: Eukaryota; Metazoa; Arthropoda; Insecta; Diptera; Drosophilidae. The transcript has 2 exons. The record is from RefSeq and is a predicted model, not a curated record. Bases 315 to 1829 code for a protein of 504 amino acids.
GAUCUAGUUUGCUUUCUCUCUUUAACAAUCGAAGGACCCAUUUUUACUUGAGAAUUUCUAAAAAUAUAAAAAAUACUUAAAACUCAAAAUAAAAAAGUUUUUUGCAAAUGGGAAAAAUCAGAAAAAACUAAAAUUAAAGAAUUACAUUUUAAUGAUCUAUACAUUUCAUGUAUAAUAAUACCCAUAUAUCUUUUUAUUGUGUCAUCUUUGCCUCAACCAUCAACCAUUCUGAAAUAGUUUCAUGUUAAAAAUUCACAUGUUGAAAUUCCGUUUGGUAUAAAACUUCAAAUUCCUCUACUUUACUUUGCUAAAAAAUGAGAAAAGCAGCAGUCAUGUCCGGUCGUCGUUGUGUAAUCUGCGGCGAAGAGCCGCCGGCUAAAGACGCGCAGGGCAACGAGGCGUAUGCGUAUCCCAAGACGUCGGACGAGGCCAGAAUCUGGCAGGCCAGUAUGAUGGCCAAGAACUGCUGCCUGGAGAGCAUCCAGAACCAGUGUUGCGUCUGCGUGGAGCACAUUCCCGACUUCGUAAAGCGUGCCAAGAAGAUUGGCCGCCGGCUGAAGACACUGGAGCGGGAAAAGCAGAAACGCCUCGAAGAGGAGGCAGCGGCAGAGGAAGCCUUGGGCUGCCAUUGUCCAGAUGAUGGUCAGCCCGGUCCCGACCGCCCCUCGGUGAAUGUCCUGCUCCUAAAUGGAGCUUCACUGCCCACGUAUUGCGGCCAGGGUCAGUCCUGCGUGAAUUUGCGACCACUUCCAUCGGAAGAGGGCGAUUCGGAAAUGAGGGUAACAAAAUGGUUAAAUCCCAAGGAAUCCGACACGGAGAUCUUUGUGCAGGAGUCGGAAUUUAAGGACACCGGCGGGACUUUCCCGGAUAUCGAUGGCACCGAAGUCACCAUGCUGCGGGCUCCCAUGCAAGAGGAAGAGCAGUUGGAGCAGCUGCAGCAUGAGCUGAAAGAUGCGGAACAGGAGGAGGACCCGAGUGCCAGGAGGCGCCGCAAUAGCUGCAUGCCCGGCUGCACGGAUGUCCUUCUCCUGGGCCGCGGUCACCACCCCACCGACGAUUGUCCUUGCAAGUGUGAGCAGUGCACGAAGCCCUCUGGUUUGCCAGAGAAGGAACCGUGCUGCCAGCCCGAAUGCUGUCCGGAAUCCGAGCCAAACUACUUCAGCCAACCUCCCUGCGGCUGCGAAUGUGAGCAGCAGGUGCGCCGGGAACUCACGAAGGUCAUCAAGACGCAGGGUCAAAGGAUUCGCGAGCUGGAGGAGUUGCUCUGCCGGCAGAAUAAUGUGCGCAACUGUCUGCAACGGAAGUUGGAUGAGUUGUACUGCGAGUUUGGUCGCCUGGAUGAGGAUGAACCAAAUCGAUCGCGACUAACCUGCCCGGGAAGUGAUCGUGGCGCCCCCGAUUGCACCUCUGCUUUGUAUCCAGCUCCUCCUCCGCCGCCGCCCCCGGAACCAGAGCAUGAUAUUCCACAUAAAAGAUACCGAAAGAGCCGUCGAUUGACCCUUUUGAAGGCCACUAUUUCCGAGAAUAAGAUUUCAACGGAGGAGCAGGAACCUCCGAUGCCAGAGGAGGGUGAACGGGUUCACUGGUACGCAGAGAAAAAUGUAGAAUCCGAGAAGAUCAGCCAUAUUCCUCGGUGGGUCCACAUGACGAAUAAAGAAGAGAUUGAGUCGGAAAGCAAGAUAGCCAUUCGAUUCGGGCAAAACAACACCUACUUAGUACCCACGGAGAACGAAUCCCACUACACGAUCUCCACCUCGAAUACCAGGUCUCAGAAGUCCACUUCCAACUCCAACUCCACCUAUUCCGUGUCCAACAGAUCCCGUACUUGAUGUGCCCGUCUGCCACCCGUUACCCAAUCCCCUCGCCCCCCAUCGCAUCUCCCUGUCCCUGUGCAAUCAUGCAAAUAAAAAUAUAUUCUUUUUUCCGGCUCUGUGCAAAUGUUUUUAACCCAAA